GUCACGCACCUAACCCCUGCUAUGGGUCAGUUACUCUCCGCACAAGCGACACGUCAGAUCCCAUCCCUACGAAACGCAUUCUUCAUCGGUGACGUCUUAACAAAGCGCGAAGUCUUCGAGUCACUAUCAUCUGUCGUUGAAGCUGAGGAGGAGGAAAUUCUCGACGCAGCUGGAGAUCCUAUCAAACUUCCCAUUGACAUCACACAACCUAACCCCAAUGGCGAGGAAUUCGACAACUUAUACCUGGAUAUGAACGGUAUCGUUCAUCCUUGUACUCAUCCCGAGGGCAAACCGGCUCCAGAAACGGAGGAGGAAAUGAUGCUUGAAAUCUUCAAAUACACUAACAGAGUGGUUAACAUGGUGCGGCCGCGCAAACUUCUUUUCAUGGCCAUUGACGGCAUUGCACCUCGUGCCAAGAUGAAUGAACAGCGAGGUAGACGGUUCAGGACUGCUCAAGUAGCAAAAGACAAGGCGGAAGCUCAUAAACUUGCUGUCACUGAGUGGGAAGCUAUGGGUAAAAUUAUUACUGAUGACGAGAAAAACAAGGAAUCUUGGGACUCUAACGCUAUCACACCCGGUACGCCGUUUAUGAACCUUUUAACAGCAUUGUCACGAUACUGGGUUGUGGAGAAGAUGAAUACCGAUCCAGGGUGGAAAGAUCUGCCAGUCAUUAUCUCGGAUGCAAGUGUGCCUGGAGAAGGAGAGCAUAAGAUUAUGGACUUCAUACGCAGACAACGCACAAAUCCCGGUCAUGAGCCUAAUACUCGACACGUAAUUUAUGGCUUGGAUGCUGAUUUCAUCAUGCUCGCCCUCGCGACCCAUGAACCAUAUUUCCGAGUGCUUCGGGAAGAUGUGUUUGCGCAGGACAAAGGACAAGAAGGUCACUAUGCCGCUCAAUGUACAGCACUGAAAUCAGAUAUUAAAAAGCCUCCUCCACCAGAAAAAAAACCGUUCAUUUUCCUCGAUAUCGCCAUUCUGCGCGAGUAUCUGGAAUCCGAGUUGAAUGUGAACAAUACGCCCUUCCCUUUUGAUUUGGAACAGGCUAUUGAUUUUCCGUAA
Suillus plorans is the source of this 1059-nucleotide messenger RNA. RefSeq names its product XRN 5'-3' exonuclease N-terminus-domain-containing protein. Gene Ontology annotation, molecular function: RNA binding; 5'-3' RNA exonuclease activity. The transcript is spliced from 9 exons. NCBI's taxonomy places the organism in Eukaryota, Fungi, Basidiomycota, Agaricomycetes, Boletales, Suillaceae. Gene Ontology annotation, biological process: nuclear-transcribed mRNA catabolic process. Gene Ontology annotation, cellular component: nucleus. The coding region runs from base 22 to 1059 and encodes 345 amino acids. The record is from RefSeq and is a predicted model, not a curated record.